Quercus lobata is the source of this 1272-nucleotide messenger RNA. RefSeq lists its product as uncharacterized. Gene Ontology annotation, molecular function: nucleic acid binding; RNA-DNA hybrid ribonuclease activity. The transcript is spliced from 3 exons. The record is from RefSeq and is a predicted model, not a curated record. The coding region runs from base 1 to 1272 and encodes 423 amino acids. NCBI's taxonomy places the organism in Eukaryota, Viridiplantae, Streptophyta, Magnoliopsida, Fagales, Fagaceae.
AUGUGUUGCUUUAAACUUCCCAAGGGCCUUGUAAGGGAUCUGGAAAGCAUGAUUAGCAAAUUUUGGUGGGGAUAUAGUGGAGAGCAUCGGAAAACCCACUGGGUAAAAUGGGAACGAUUAUGUGAAGCCAAAGAAGUGGGUGGUCUGGGUUUUAGAGAGAUUGAAAAAUUUAAUGAUGCCUUAUUGGCUAGACAAGUCUGGAGAAUGAUCAAUAAUACUGAUUCUCUUUGUCAUCGUGUCUUUAAGGCACGGUUCUUCCCGGAUUGCUCCAUUUUAGAUGCAAAAGAAUCAAGUUCCGGUUCUUAUGCAUGGAAGAGCAUUAUUGGGGAGGCAGUGCGUAUUAAGGAGGAUAGGUGGCUGCCUGGACAUGUAAACGGUUCAGUUAUUUCUCCCCUUCCUUCUAUGGCCCCGGAUGUGAAAGUGAGUUCUUUGAUUGAUCCAGCUAGAGUAGCUUGGAGAACAGAGGUUGUGCAGCAACUAUUUCUACCCCAUGAAGCCGACAUGAUCUUGGGUAUUCCAUUGAGCUCUCGUCGCCCCGAUGAUCGCAUUAUUGGGGCACACACACCAUCUGGUAUGUUUACAUCUUGUAGUGCUUAUAAACUACUGGUUUCUUGUGAUAUCUCUACUAGUGUAGGUGGAUCAAAUCCGAAUAGAAGGAAUGCUGUUCAUUUUGGCCGCCCCCCAUUGCCCGUGGAUAGCAUAUGCAGCAAAGCAGGAAACUACUUGCAGGAAUUUUUGCAAGCUCAAUUAGAAGAGCCAAUUCCAAUUCGUCUUCCUCCCAGUCAGCAGUGGCGUCCUCCAGAUCAUCAUUGCUUAAAGAUAAAUUUCGAUGCCGCGGUGUUUCGUCGAUCAAGUAAGGCGAGCAUUGGUGUCGUUAUCCGCAACAAUGCAGGUGAAGUUGAAGGUGCUCUGUCCUCUUCCAUUCCCAUGGCCCAUUCGGUGGCUGAUCUUGAAGCCUUAGCAUGUUUGAAGGCUGUCCAGUUUGCUCUGGAACUGGGUAUUACUAGAGCAGUGUUUGAAGGCGAUUCAGCAGUUAUCAUUAAUGCCCUUCUACACAGUGUGGGUGCAUUUGCUACUUUUGGCAAUAUUUUGGAUGAUAUACGCAUGCUUUCUACGGUUUUUCAGUUUGUAGAAUUUAUUUUUGUUAAUCGAGGUUGUAACUCUGUAGCUGAUGCUUUGGCCAAAAAAGCUAAGCUUAUUAUUAGGGCACAGGUUUGGCUUCAUGAUGUGCCAGCAGACAUUGCCCCCUUAGUUAGUCUUGAAGUACAUUGA